Metopolophium dirhodum (rose-grain aphid) is the source of this 3269-nucleotide messenger RNA. RefSeq names its product protein escargot-like. Gene Ontology annotation, biological process: regulation of DNA-templated transcription. The record is from RefSeq and is a predicted model, not a curated record. Gene Ontology annotation, molecular function: RNA polymerase II cis-regulatory region sequence-specific DNA binding; DNA-binding transcription factor activity, RNA polymerase II-specific. Lineage: Eukaryota; Metazoa; Arthropoda; Insecta; Hemiptera; Aphididae. The transcript has 2 exons. Bases 386 to 2023 code for a protein of 545 amino acids.
UUCUCUCCCGGAGGCGACGACAACUCGCCGCAUUCUCUUCGGCGACCCACACCGGAGAACGCGCCCGCCGCUGCACCGCAUCUCAGUGAGUUCGACGCCGGUGCACCACGUACACCAACACCACUGCUGCACGCAUUCCAGUCGUCGUCGCCGUAGCCGUCGCACGUGUCCCGUCGUCGUCCGCCGACAGAAGGAGAUUUCGAGUUCUCGGCCGACUGAAUAUUUAUUUUUUUUUUUUAUCACGACGAUAUUAAAAUAUAAUAUACCGGAUUAGUUUUUAUUUUUUUUUUGGAAUACCUACUGUCCGUUUUUUAAAAAUUUUCGAUCCGCCGCCGUAUCACACCCGAACCCGCAGCAGCCGCAGCGGUUCGCGUGCAUACGUAAAAUGCGUAUUUUCGAAGAUCAACCGGCAACAAUGAUGCAUCACAAGUUGACUUCGAAGAAGAUGGAUUACUCGCACUGUCCGCUCAAGAAACGUCCCGUGCACUUUGUCAAAUGCGAGUACAUCAAAGACGAGAUGGAUUUCGACAACGCGGACGAAUGUUUGGAACCGGAAAACCUGAGCACUAAACCGCAAGACCUGAGCGUGAAAAUCAAAUCGGAACCGAUUGCGUCAGUGGUGGUGAAAAAAGAAUUGCCUCCGCCGUACGAACAGCACGAAAACGACGCGGCGCCUAUGCAGCCGUCGUCGUCUCCGUACUACAUCCCAAUCCCACAACAACAACAACAACAGGAGCAGCUACAGCAGCACCAACACCAACAGCAAAUGCGGCAGCAAGAUCAACAGCACCGCCAACUGCAACAGCAACAACAACCGUUCCAGCCGACGGCCGUCAAGGCCGGGCCGCUGGAACCGCUGUGCCUGAACAUCGCGGGCGACCACCACCCGGCCGCCGCGCAGGCCGCGGUCGCGGCGUACCAUCACCACCAUCACCGGCACUACGCGCCGGCCAUAACGCCGAGGCCCGUGCCCGCCCAGUACCCGAGUACCGGUUACCUGUCCGGUUACAUGUACCAGCACGGCGGCAGCGGCAGCGCGAUGUUGGUGGCCGACAGAGCGUACCCCGUGGCCGCAGCGGCCGCGUACCCGCCGGCCAUGAUGGCCGUGGCCAGAGACGCUUCCCUGUCGCCGCCCGGCACGGCGGGCCGCACCGGUUCCGCCUUCAAGCCGCUCAUGCAGCUCACGUCGCCCGGCGGCGCGGUGACGCCGAUGCGCAGCCCGCCGGCGGCGUUGCCGCUGAGCUGGUACGGACGUACCGCGGUCAGCGGCUGGUCGCCGUCGUCGGCGGAAGCCAUGGACGCGUCGCCGCCACUGCCUACGCCGUCGUCGGCGUCGUCAUCAGCGUCGGCCGUAUCGCCGGGCUACGGGCCGCCGCAGCCGUCGCACCAUCACCAGCACACCGUACCGGCGCCACAGCAGCAGUACCAACUGCAGUACUCGGGCGAGAGCGACGCGACCACCGCGUCGUCGUCCGCCGGCGGAGGAGACGUGACGGCCGUCAAGCGCAAGUCGUCCGGCGUCGCGGCCGCCGCGGCCCGGUACAAGUGCGCCGCGUGCGCGAAGACGUACUCGACCGUGUCCGGGCUGACCAAGCACCAGCAGUACCACUGCGCGGACGACGAGGCGCAGUGCGCCGCGGCCAAGACGUUCCGGUGCAAGUACUGCGACAAGGCGUACAACACGCUCGGCGCGCUCAAGAUGCACAUCCGCACGCACACGCUGCCUUGCAUCUGCAAGCUGUGCGGCAAGGCGUUCAGCCGGCCGUGGCUGCUGCAGGGCCACAUCCGCACGCACACCGGCGAGAAGCCGUUCUCGUGCCAGCACUGCAACCGGGCGUUCGCCGACCGGUCCAACUUGCGCGCCCACCUGCAGACCCACUCGGACGUGAAGAAGUACUCGUGCCCGACGUGCAGCAAGACGUUCAGCCGCAUGUCGCUGCUCACCAAGCACUGCGACACCGGAUGUCCCCGCAUGUUGCCCCAACACCAGCAGCAGCAGCAGCAACAGCAACAGACGGUCUAGACUGCCGCGCUACCCUUGCCCCCCGCCACCCUCCCCGCGCGCGCGCCUCAUUAUUGCGUACAAUUAUAUGUUAAAUUAUUAUUAAACAUAUCUUAUAUUUAUAUAUUAUUAUCAUAUUCGUUUAUGGUUAUUAUUAUUAUUUUUGAUUAUUAUUAUUAUUAUUACCAAUUAUUAUUAUUUUUUUUUUUUUUUGUCGACGCGGGCGCAUCGUAUUAUAUUAUUGAGUCCAAAAUACGGAGACAACGAUUUAAAAUUUUUAUUUCGCGCAAACGAGCUGGUCGCGAGUACGCCCACACCUGCAGUUGUGUUGUAAUUGUAUCGAAGACCGAAAAAGAUUUUUAGAAGUAAAAUCCUACUUAAAAAACCGUUGCCCCGGCAUAUUAUUAUAUAAAAUGUUUUAUUUACUAUUAGACGUACGCUAGUCACUUUACUAUCAUGGAUAAUCAUAACUGCACUGUGUUAGACUUUAAGUUCAUUUUUUCUCCAAUAACUUAUUAUAUACUAUUAUUAUUAUUAUUAUUAUUAUUAUUUCCAUUAUUAUUUUGUUUAACGGGUACGUGUGCAGACGAAUGCAGUGCACAAUGUCACGCUGCAGCUGCGGUGAUAUUGCACUGCUAUAUUAUUAUUACGACGCGGUGACGUAUUAAUAUUAAAACGAUACAAUAAUGAUUAUAAUAUUAUUGUGCUGUUGUGAUAUCAUAUCGUGAAAAUCCCACGUCCCUCCCUUCGCCGUACCCGGUGGUGCCUAUAACUAUAUUAUAUUAUGUACAACAUAUUAUUUCGCUUUGGGUGCACGAACGCUAACUAUGACGAUAAAUCGCUCUUAUAUGUUAUUGUUACAUACACAUACGGCGGAACUUUAUUAUUACUUGUGCCUAUAUAUUAUUUUGUUCUCAUAUAUUAUACUUAUCACUGUAAUAUACAUUAUGUAUAUAUGUGGACUGCUCUGAUGUACCAUAUUAUAAUUAAGUCGCCAUAUACAGAUAUAUAAUGUUUAACUAGUCGUUCCCGUCGUUGUGUAUACAAUAUAUAUAUAUAUCUAUAUAAUGUCAUGUACGAUAAUAAUAUUAUGUCUCAUUUGUAUAUCAAUUAUUAUUGUCAUAUUUAUAAUUAUUAUUUUUUUUCUCAAUAUACAUCAUAUUUUUCUGUAUUAUUAUUUAACCAACAUUAUUAUAUAUUAUUUCGUCGAUCGACAGUGUCUAUAUAUUUUCAUUUAAUAAAACAAAAAAUGUGAUACAUAAACAUA